Molecule: messenger RNA, 1151 nt
Organism: Cyclopterus lumpus (lumpfish)
Lineage: Eukaryota; Metazoa; Chordata; Actinopteri; Perciformes; Cyclopteridae
Exons: 5
Coding region: 7-1041 (344 amino acids)
Biological process (GO): response to bacterium
Source: RefSeq, a predicted model, not a curated record
AACACGAUGACAUCUUCGAGGUUCGCUCUGUACCUGACUUAUCUAUUCCUGGGAACCACAGCUCAGAUGACCACUGUGGGAUCGUUCAUACAUGUGAUUCAAGACAGUGGUUUUUAUUCGGCAGAUGUUGGCGACAGCUUGACUUUGCAAUGUUCCUACAAAGGUAUCGCAGUGAUCUUUUACUGGUACAAACAAACUUUGGGACAGAAACCAAUGCUGGUAUCCACACUCCAUAAACAUAAAAAAAAUGGCACCUUUCAUAACGAAUUCAAGAAAAAUCCUCGUUUCACACUCGACACAGAAAACGGUAAAAACCACUUGACACUCUCUGAUUUACACAUUUCAGACUCGGCUACUUACUACUGUGCAGGUUAUCAUAUGUAUGAUUUUGAAUUUGUAGAGGGCGCUACUGUCAGUGUAAAGGGUUCAGGUUUGAGCGUCCCAGUUCUGGUCCAUCAGUCAGCAUCUGAGACCAUCCAGCCAGGAGGCUCUGUGACUCUGAACUGUACAGUUCACACUGGGACCUGUGAUGGGCAACACAGUGUGUACUGGUUCAAAGACUCUGAAGAGUCUCAUCCAGGACUCAUUUACACCCACGGAGACAGGAACGAUCAAUGUGAGAGGAAACCCAGCACACAAACACACACCUGUUUCUACAACCUGCCGAUGACUCUGUCUGAUGCUGGGACCUACUACUGUGCUGUUGCCUCGUGUGGACGCGUGCUGUUUGGAGACGGGACCAAGCUGGACUUUGAGGAGGAAGUCUCCUCUUUUGUCUUGGUGUAUUUCUUGAGUGGAGCUCUGGCAUUCUCCACCAUCCUGAGUUUCUUACUGGCAUACGCAGCUUUUACAAUGAACAACAGAAACCGCUGCCAAUGUACAGAAUCAAGACCUUCAGCUACCUUGACUCUAAAUGCAGUGGGUUACCAAGAUUCCGACAACCUCCAUUACGUCGCUUUAAGGGGACACAAGGUCAACAGAUCAACAAGACAGAGGGAGGACACAACAAGUGAAUGUGUGUACUCCAGUGUAAGGCCAUAGAGCUGGGAAUAUUUCAUGUCUAUGUCAUUUCUGUUCAAGAGGAAUGUGUCUAUCAAGCUAUACAAUGUCUAUUAUUCUGAGAUAGGAUCCUUUUACUUGCAGUAAACUAA